UCUGUUUUCUUUUUUUUUUUCUUCCCCCCUUUUUCCAUUUCUACUUUCACUUUUUCCUUGACAGAUCCUCGACGUGAGGAGCCAGAAUCAAAUUCCAGGUUGUGUUUUUUAAGGGAUGGUGAAAAAUCGCUUGAGAAGAGGAUUAACAGAGUCCAACGGGAUUGAUUUAGAAACAGAUGAAAUUGCCGAACAGCAGAAGAUGAGUAGAGCGGAAAUGGAACAAAAGAUGACGAGAAUCUUGAAGCUAGUGAAGAACAAAGACCAAGGGAAAAGAGGAGGGAUGCCAAGGGACUCGAAGAAGGAGACGGAAGUUGUUGGUCUCGUUGAAGAUCUAUACAAAAAUUACCAGUCAAUUUAUGAACAAUAUGGUCAUCUUCGAGAUGAUAAAGAGAGAAUCGCUAAAUCCAGAAAGGAAAAGGACAAGGAAGAUGUCUCUUCUUCAUCUUCAAGCUCCAUCUCCGACUCCGAUUUGGAAUACUAUUCAUCGGAGGAAAUUAACAGCAGUAGCCAUCAUUUACAGAAUGAUCAGUCCAGCAACUUGCAUGUUCAGAUUCAAACUAAUGAACUGGAAAAACAAAUUGUACUGAAGAAUGAAGCAUUGGCUAAGGUUGAUACUCUGCACCGGGAACUAGACUGCUUACGCAACCAGAAACGUGAAUUAGAAAAUAGAAAAAACCAUGAGAUAUCUGAGAAUAUGAUUGUAAUAAGAAAUUUGACAGAAGAAUUGGCGGAAAAGAUUGAAGUUGAACAGAGGAUUCUGGAAGAGAAAGAGAGAGUUCUUGUUCGGAUUAGGGACCUGGAAAUGGAAGUAGACACUCUGCAUUUCCGAAGAAGGGAAAUAGAAGAACAGAACAUUCGGAUGAGGUCCGAAAAUCAGUGGCUGAACACCAAAAAUUCCGAACUGGAAAUGGCAUUGACGAGUAAGGAGACGGAAGCUUCGUCUCAGAUGAUCGCCUUGAUGGAGCAAGUAAAGAAUCUGAAUCAGAAAAUGGAUUCAUUGCAGGCUGAUAAAAGCCAGUUAGGGCACGAAAUGGAGCGAAACAAACAAGAAUUCUCCCACCGCUUCUCCGAAUUAGAGGCAGAAAAGAACCAAUUGAAAAGCAAAAUCGUAGAUCAGGAAAGAACUCUGAAAGAAAAGGACGAAAUCAUCACUUCAUUCAACGAGAAAUACAAGCAAGGGAGAAGCUGCUUACCGGACGCCGCUCCAAGCCUGAUAGGCGCAGAGAGGAAGAUGGAAGAAUUAGCAGAAGAGCUCCGCAGCGGCCUGGAAGACAAAAUCCGUCUGUUGUCGCAGAGGAUACUGGUGGCAGAGCAACUACACAACGAAAGCAGAGAAAAUUACAGAGCCAGAAACAAGAGGUACGAGCAAGAGAAGAGACAACUAGAACAGAAAAUUGGAAAUCACGAAGCGGAACUGAUGAAAAUCAGCAACAUGAACGAAUUCGGAAUGGACAGAAUGGCAAGAAAAUUCGAAGAAGAGAGUGCGAAGCUUCUAAAUCACAUAUUAUGGAUCACAAAGGAGAUGACGUUCGCGAAAUACUGGGUUAGAACGAGAAACAAUGAGUUAAAACAACUGAAAACGAAUUUAACUCGAUUCGUUGCACAAAUGGAAGAAAAAGAAGAACAGGAGUUCUUGCUGAGGGAGAAAUUAUGGAAUCUAGAAGCGAAAAUAAGCAAAGAAGGAGGAGAGAAAUUGAACCUGAUAAGAACCCUAGGGCAAUUCGAGAAGAAGAUGGCGAAAAUGGAGAACAUCCUGAAGGAGAAAGACGAAGAAGUCUUCAGACUUGCAGAAGAAAAGAGAGAAGUGAUUCGGCAGCUCUGCGUCGUGAUUGAUCACCAUCGCAGCCGCUAUGAUCAUCUCAAGGACGUCAUGCUCGGGAAGAACAGGAACAGAAGAAUGAUUUGA
Molecule: messenger RNA, 1906 nt
Organism: Momordica charantia (bitter melon)
Lineage: Eukaryota; Viridiplantae; Streptophyta; Magnoliopsida; Cucurbitales; Cucurbitaceae
Cellular component (GO): cytoskeleton
Molecular function (GO): actin binding; structural constituent of cytoskeleton
Source: RefSeq, a predicted model, not a curated record